AUGGGUGUGGCCAUAAUCUAAAGAGAAUCAGGAGCAAUUAAAAAAUGGACUUCUGGAAUCUGGCAGUCAAAAUAAUUUUCUUAUCACAAACUACAACAGGAAUUCUGGGGAAUUUCUUUCUUCUUAUCCACUAUCUAAUCUACUAUACAGAACAUGCAUUAAAGCCCACAGAUUUGAUUCUCAUGCACCUAAUGGCAUCCAAUGUUUUGAUAGUUCUCUCUAAAGGAAUGCCCUACACACUUGCAGAUUUCGGGUUGAAGAACUUUUUAAAUGAUUUCGGAUGCAGAUUAAUUUUGUACAUUCAAAUGGUGGGCCGGAGUGUGUCCAUUAGCACAACCUGUCUCUUGAGUGUCUUCCAAGCCAUCAGCAUCAGUAACAGAGAAUCCUGUUGUGAAAAUCAAAAGUUGAAAGCUGCAAAGUAUAUUGGCUGCUCCAUUUCCUCUCUCUGGGUCAUGUCCAUAAGUAUAAAUUUCAUUUUCUUUGUCUACAUACUUGUCAAGAGGAAUAGCAAAAACACUACAAGAAACCGAGAUUAUAAGUACUGUUCUACUGGAGGGGGUGAUGAUAUCAAUGCCGUACUCUAUACAGCAUUAGUGGUGUGCCCUGAAAUCUUCUUUUCUGUGCUCAUUGCCUGGUCCAGUGUCUCCAUGAUUGUCAUUCUGUACAGACACAAGCAGAGGGUUCAACACAUCCACAGCUGUCCUGUUUCCAGCAAAAACUCACCAGAAUCUCAAGCCACUAAGAAGAUCCUAGUCCUGGUGUGUACCUUCCUGGCAUUUUAUACUCUCUCCUCUGUCUUACAAGGCUGCAUUGCUCUUCUAUAUAAUCACAGUUGGUGGCUGGUGAAUGUCACUCGCUUCACUUCUCUGUGUUUUCCAUCCUUUGGACACUUUGUUCUUAUGAGUCAUUACUCUUUUAUGCCCAGAUUCACUUUGAUCUGGAUAUGGAAUAAAAUCUCCUAA
Rattus norvegicus (Norway rat) is the source of this 962-nucleotide messenger RNA. It is a transcript of the gene Vom1r29, whose product is annotated as vomeronasal 1 receptor 29. The transcript has a single exon. Bases 45 to 962 code for a protein of 305 amino acids. The record is from RefSeq and is marked validated. Lineage: Eukaryota; Metazoa; Chordata; Mammalia; Rodentia; Muridae. Gene Ontology annotation, cellular component: plasma membrane; membrane. Gene Ontology annotation, biological process: sensory perception of chemical stimulus; G protein-coupled receptor signaling pathway; signal transduction. Gene Ontology annotation, molecular function: G protein-coupled receptor activity; pheromone receptor activity.